AUGCUGUCGGGGAGCGACGAAGAAACGUAUGAAGGGAAUGUGCAGGAUGCACAGAACACGUCUGAAAUCAAGUUCGAAGAAGAAGAAGGUGAAUCGGAGUUGACUCCCGAUGGCUUGGCGUACAGGGUCACCACCAUAGAUGCGGAGAUAGAGAAGUUCUUGGAAGUUGACAGCUGGAACCAUCAGCACGGCUUCGAGGAUGUCGGGGACGAUGUCGAGGAGAAGUACGUGGAGGAGCUGAAGACUGCCAUUGCUGCAGGGGACGAGAGGAGAGGCAACAUUAAGAAGGGUUUCGAGGAGGAAACGUCGAGGCUCGUUAGCAUGGAGAUGGAGAUCCAGGCGCUGGUGCAGGACUUGGAGCGAGUGGCGAAGGAUGCGAACACAGCGUAUGAGGAGGAAGCUUCAGCGGGGAAACCUGCCAGCACAAGCGAGCAAGUGAACCCUUACUUGGAGUACAGGAACAUCUCAGGGGAGGACAAGAAGGUGGACGACGGGCAUACACGAAGCAAGAUAGCUCGUCUCAAGGCAGAGAACGACAUUCUGAGAGAAUGCCUGAAACAGGGAGGGAGAGGCAACUUCUCCGCCUUUGUCGACAUGGUCGCAGGGAGAUAA
Molecule: messenger RNA, 612 nt
Organism: Guillardia theta CCMP2712
Lineage: Eukaryota; Cryptophyceae; Pyrenomonadales; Geminigeraceae
Exons: 5
Coding region: 1-612 (203 amino acids)
Source: RefSeq, a predicted model, not a curated record